CACACAACUUGGCAACGUUUCUUUAAAUUUCGACCGCAGUCGUGUCAUUUUUUGGGUGCAAAAUAAUACCUUUUGUUUUAUAAUGGUCAUCCAUUCGCGUUUCAGCUGUCGUAGUGUUCGGUUGUGUUCCUCCUUCUACUCUAAUCGCAGCUAUUAUUUAUAUUUAUUGUAUCUAUAUCAUUAGUGUAUUUUAAUUACCUUCAUAUGUCGUCGUUUUCGGGCGGCGACUCGCGGUCGGGUAAAUCACCUGCUCCAAACAAAGUGAAAUCUAUUUUGCCUUCUAUUCGUGCGCCUGACCCCAGCUAUACACCUGUCAUCUUAAAAAAAAAAUGUAAGUCAAAAGCCAACUCACUCUCACCUAAAUCCCCUGAAUUUCAACAAAUUUUAAACAACACUCCGAUGUUAAAUACUUCGGCCUUCGAUUAUAAUAAUCUCUUAUCUACGGAAAACAGUACGUCGCAUGACUCGAUCAUUAACAACAGACUAUCUUCUGAUAAUUUUAAUGAUCGUACAUCGCACUCCGGUUCUGGUGCGAUUUCAACGCCAAUUACUAAUACUACGUAUUCCACUGAUAACCAAAAUGAUAUUAUUAUGUCGUCUCAAUCAACACAACAGACCUUCACUGCUGUAUAACGGUCCUGUCAUGAUACUUAUUGAAUGCACCGAUGUUAAUAAAAAUUUAGGUAAUUGGCAUCCGAUUAAAGCAGCCAAAUUUUUCUCCACUAAUUUCACCGGUAUAAUCAACAUCAAACCCGCCGGCGCAAAAAAAAAUUAAGAUUAUCUUCGACUCGAUUUCGAUUGGUAAUCUCUGUUUGACUUCCGAUGUUUUAAGCGAACAUGGCUUUACAGCUAAUAUUCCUUCGAACCUCAUAUACUCUUUUGGUAUCAUUAAACUCGAUUCAGACGUCUCAGAGUUUUAUUUCCUCGACGGUGUUCAAUCAUCUUUCCCAAUCGUAAGCUUCAAACGUAUAUCGAUCAAAAAAGAUGGUAAUAUAGUUCCCACACAUAUCGUUGAACUCAAAUUUUUGUCUCCUAAACUACCUCAAUAUAUUUCGGUCUACAAUAUGAUCUUCGACGUCCAUCAAAGCAUUUGCUCUCCGGUACAAUGUAAUUGAUGCCUACGUUAUGGGCAUACCCAAAAAUUCUGUCGCAGCGAUCCUCGUUGCAGUCAUUGCGGUGUUUUCAAACAUUCUAUCACGGAUUGCCCAUCCAUCCAUACCACAGACCCAACUUGUCUCUUCUGUAAACUCGCACUUGUUGCUACAGAUCGUAGCUGUCAGGAAUGAUCAACGUAA
Molecule: messenger RNA, 1295 nt
Organism: Sipha flava (yellow sugarcane aphid)
Lineage: Eukaryota; Metazoa; Arthropoda; Insecta; Hemiptera; Aphididae
Exons: 1
Coding region: 205-633 (142 amino acids)
Source: RefSeq, a predicted model, not a curated record